Momordica charantia (bitter melon) is the source of this 2980-nucleotide messenger RNA. RefSeq names its product Terpenoid cyclases/Protein prenyltransferases superfamily protein (gene GA2). The record is from RefSeq and is a predicted model, not a curated record. NCBI's taxonomy places the organism in Eukaryota, Viridiplantae, Streptophyta, Magnoliopsida, Cucurbitales, Cucurbitaceae. Gene Ontology annotation, biological process: gibberellin biosynthetic process. Gene Ontology annotation, cellular component: chloroplast. Gene Ontology annotation, molecular function: terpene synthase activity; magnesium ion binding.
UGAUUUCUUUCCCUUUGGAUUUGCAUUAUGAAUUUGGGUGCAGAGUCCGGCUGUAACUGCUGUACAUUUGCGAUUUGAUACCAAAAACUCCAAAAGAAAAUUCAGGGAGAAAUGAAUUUCAGUCUCCUGCUUGGUUGUCUGUUGCCCAUUUCAUCACACUGCGAGUGCUGGGCUAGCCCUAGAAAUAAGAGUGUCUCACUCUCACCACGCAUGAUCCAUUCCCUGCUAUACUUCUGCAGUUCCUUUGCAUGUCUGGCUGUUUUGCUUCCACUUCUUCAGAGUACCAUCUAUGGAGGCUACCAUCUAUGGAGGCCGAGUGCAGCACCAGACUCCAGUAUUGCUCGCACGAGUUUCCUCAACGUUUUGCUUCUUCUCGUACAGCUACAUCCACGAACAUGUCUCUACUCCGUCCCGCCAACUUCACCUGUUCUAAUUCCGUCUCAUCAGCUUCUCCAUUCCCAGGAUUGGAUGUGGAAACAAAAACUAAAACUGGAGCUUUGUGCUUUGAAGAAACGAAAGAAAGAAUCAAAAAAAUGUUCAACAAGGUUGAACUUUCAGUUUCUGCAUAUGAUACUGCAUGGGUGGCAAUGGUUCCUUCCCCGAACUCCCUUAACGACCCUCUUUUCCCUGAGUGCAUAAACUGGGUAUUGGAUAAUCAACACCCUGAUGGCUCAUGGGGCAUUAUCCAUAACCAUCACUUGCUGAUGAAAGCAUCUCUCUUAUCUACAUUAGCAUGUGCUCUUACUCUAAAGCGGUGGAAUAUUGGUCAUGAACAUAUGAGCAAGGCUCUCAAUUUUAUCAAGUCUAAUAUAGUUUCAGCCACUGAUGAGAAGCAAUAUUCUCCUGUGGGAUUUGACAUAAUUUUCCCUGGCAUGAUUGAGUAUGCUAAAGAUUUGGAUUUGAAUCUGCCCCUGGCACCGGCAAAUGUAGAUGCUUUGCUUCAAAAGAAAGAGUUGGAUCUUAGAAGCUGUAGAAGCAACUCUGAAGGGGGAAAAGCCUAUUUAGCGUAUGUUUCAGAAGGAAUUGGAAGGUUACGGGACUGGGAAAUGGUCAUGCAAUAUCAAAGAAAGAACGGAUCACUGUUUAAUUCUCCAUCCACUACGGCAGUGGCUUUUAUGCAUGGAAAUGAUGAUGGCUGUUUUAAUUAUCUUCAUUCACUUUUACAAAAAUUUGAUAAUUCAGUUCCCACAAUAUAUCCUCUUGAUAUAUAUGCUCGUUUAUGCAUGGUUGAUAACCUUCAAAGACUGGGAAUUGAUCGGCAUUUCAAAGAGGAGAUUAGAAGUGUAUUAGAUGAAACUUACAGAUGUUGGAUGCAAGGAGAGGAAGAUAUAUUCUUAGAUGCUUCAACUUGUGCAAUGGCCUUUCGGAUGUUACGUCUUGGAGGAUAUGAUGUUUCUUCAGAUCAGUUAACGCAAUUUUCAGAGGACCUCUUUUCCAAUUGCCUUGGAGGAUAUUUAAAGGACUUCGGUAGCUCACUGGAGUUAUUUAAGGCCUCUCAGAUUAUCAUUUAUCCUGAUGAAUCUAUUCUGGAAAACAUUAACUCUUGGACUAAUAGUUUCCUGAGUCAUGGUUUAUCAAGUGGUUCAGUUCAUUCUGAUAGACCUGAUAGACUUCUUAAACAAGAGGCAAUUAAUGCUCUUGAGUUUACCUAUAGCAACACACUGGAACGCUUACUAAAUAAGAGAGCUAUGGAAAAUUACAACAUAGACAUUGUGAGGAUUUCAAAAACAACAUAUACCUGCUUAAACUUUGGUCAUCAAGAUUUUCUGGAACUUGCUGUAGAAGAUUUCAAUAUCCUGCAAUCCAUACAUCAUAAAGAACUGAAAGAGCUUGAAAGGUGGGUCGUUGAAAACAGAUUGGACAAGUUGAAAUUUGCCAGACAGAAGCUAGCGUACUGCUAUUUUUCUGCUGCAGCAACCCUUACCUCUCCUGAACUUCGUGAUGCUCGCUUAUCAUGGGCCAAAAAUGGUGUGCUCACAACCGUGGUUGAUGAUUUCUUUGAUGUUGGAGGAUCUGAAGGGGAAUUGAUAAACCUUAUACAAUUGGUGGAAAAGUGGGAUGUUAAUGGUGAAGCGGAUUACUGUUCCAAGGAGGUUGAGAUUAUAUUUCUGGCACUUCACGGCACUGUUUGUGAAAUCGAAAAAAGAGCUUUACCAUGGCAAGGACGCAGUGUGAUGAGGAAUGUUAUUGAUAUUUGGUUGGCAUUGCUCAAGUCUAUGAGAAAGGAAGCUGAAUGGUUGAAAAAUAAGAUAGCACCACCAAUGGAUGAGUACAUGGAAAAUGGCUAUAUAUCAUUUGCGUUGGGACCUAUAGUCCUUCCAGCACUCUUCUUCGUUGGGCCUAAGCUUCCAGAGGAAGUGAUUGGAAGUUGUGAAUACCAUAAGCUAUUUAAGUUGAUGAGCACUUGCGGUCGUCUUCUCAAUGAUACUCAAAGUUUCGAGAGAGAGUCCAGUGAGGGCAAGCUAAAUGCUAUGUCUCUGUGCAUGAUUAAUGCUGGUGGUGAUUUCACGAAAGAGGAGGCCUCUGAAGCAAUUAAAGGGAAUGUUGAGAGGACGAGAAGAGAACUCCUGAGAUUAGUUUUACAGGAGAAGAAUAGUACAGUGCCAAGGGCUUGCAAGGAUUUGUUUUGGAAGAUGAGCUGUGUUGUGCAUCUGUUUUACAGGAAAGAUGAUGGGUUUACUUCACAUGAGUUGAUGAAUUCUGCAAAAGCCUUACUUGAACAACCCAUGGUUCUGGAUGAACUUUUGAACAAAUGAAAUGCAAAUCAAUAGAAUUGUUAAAUUGUAAGCAUGCGGAGGGGUAAAUCCUUUGAAACUUUAAGAACAGAGAGUAAAUAAAUAGGCCAUGUGUUUCUCUAAAUAUGUCUCUAGUGUACAAUGUCCUUUUCACGAGGACAGGGAAUCGAUUCCGCUUGCUCAAUGGCACCACUGUAAAAUAUAGAUAUUUCACCACUGAACUCUAUAAUCUUAAAAUUACCACA